Molecule: messenger RNA, 849 nt
Organism: Gavialis gangeticus (Gharial)
Lineage: Eukaryota; Metazoa; Chordata; Crocodylia; Gavialidae
Exons: 2
Coding region: 43-771 (242 amino acids)
Source: RefSeq, a predicted model, not a curated record
CCUUUGUUUGAAGAUCUCAAACAGGUUAACAUUCACAUAGUGAUGCAUAAGGAAAAAACUGGGUGGAGUUUAUUUAAAACACAGGACACACCCAGAUACCCUGACACCUGUUUUCUUCUGCUACAUGGUGAACAUUAUUAUGGUAUUUUGGAUGUGAAAAAGGUGUUUCGCAUGAGAAAUUAUUGCGAUCUUUGUCAGACGUUGUACAGCCAUAGCCAGACGUGCAGGUUCCAAUGUCAUCUUUGCCUGAGCCCAAACUGCUCUGAAAACAUGGGCAGGACACAGAGGUGCCCUAAUUGUAAGCUGUUCUGUCAUUCCAAAGAGUGUUUAGAAAGGCACGUGGCCCUGGCCUCUGAAAAACGGAUUGAAUAUCUGACUAAAACUCUGUGCGAUGAGUGUAAAUCUUAUGAGGACAAAAAGCAAGAGUGCAAGGGGUGGCAGUGCAAACAGUGUUAUGGGAAAAUCACAGGUGUAAACAAACACUGGUGCUUUAUGCGCCAAAUUAAAGAGCCUGAAGAAGGCAAGGGGUACACUUUUUAUGAUUCUGAAUGUGUGCAGGAGAUGGGGAUGCGUUUGCCCAACUACAUUUUUGCAAUGGAGCUAAAGACAGGGGAAAAAAAACACAGAAAGAUGCAGGCAAAAACCCCAAAAAGGCUUGUGAAGCUAAGCCCAAAAAGCCAGAAAGCACUUGGGAGUUUAAGGGCGAAGAGUGCCUGUCUGAUUUUAUUAAGGUCUUUAUGGAUAAAAAGUUCAAGGACUACACCUUCAUAGCUCACAACGCCAAAGGCUAUGAUGGUUACUUCAUUGUCAGCCAGUUAUUGAAGGAAAAAAUGGAAGUGAAACUAAUCA